CUCCCGCGUUUCCAUGGAGAGAGCCGGGGUGGGCGCUGCCAAGAGCCUGCACGAACUCCCCGCUUGCUCCCGUCCAUGGGAGUGGAACAAAGGGGAUGCACCGAGCCAGGCCCGCUUUCGCCCCGCGCCUCGCCCCUCGCCUCUCCUGGGACAUGGCGGCCCUCCAGGUCACACUCAACGAUGUCACUGUCUGUGCGCCCGCAGCGCCGAGUCCUCGUCACCAAGAUCAAUAGGAGCCAGUCCUUCGCCGGAGUGAACUCAUCGGCCGACCGGCCCUUCAGGAAUCUCUCACCUUUCACCCCCACUGUCUCCCGCAAGACUGGCUCCAGGGUCAGUAGGAUGUUCUCAAUGUCCCACAAAUCCCCACCACCCAAGGUGCCUCAGCCCAACCGCCUGGACGAGGUGUACGAAGCUCUCAAGAAGGGCCUGACAGCCUACCUGGAGGUGCACCAGCUGGAACUGGAGAAGCUCAGCACGCAGAUCCGUGAGUCCAAGAGGAAUUCACGCCUGGGCUUUCUCUACGAUCUGGAUAAGCAAGUGAAGUCAAUUGAGCGCUUCCUGCGUCGCCUGGAGUUUCAUGCCAGCAAGAUAGAUGAGCUGUAUGAGGCUUACUGCAUCCAGCGGCGGCUCCGUGAUGGAGCCCACAACAUGGUCAAGGCUUACAGCACCGGCUCGCCGGGCAGCCGGGAGGCACGCGAGAGCCUGGCCGAGGCCAGCAAGGGCUACAAGGAGUACACAGAGAACAUGUGUCUGUUGGAGAAUGAGCUGGAGAGCCAGCUGGGCGAGUUCCACAUCCGGAUGAAAGGAUUGGCAGGCUUUGCCCGGCUUUGUGCUGGUGACCAGUAUGAGAUCUUCAUGAAGUAUGGACGGCAGCGGUGGAAGCUGCGGGGGCGCAUCGAGGUGAACAGCAAGCAGGUGUGGGACAGCGAGGAAAUGGUUUUCUUGCCCCUCGUCACUGAGUUCCUCUCCAUCAAGGUGACGGAGCUAAAGAGCCUGGCAAACCAUGUUGUGGUGGGCAAUGUGUCCUGUGAGACCAAGGACCUCUUUGCAGCUCUGCCCCAGGUAGUGGCUGUGGAUAUCAACGACCUGGGCACGCUCAAACUCAGCCUGGAGGUGACCUGGAACCCCUUCGACAAGGACGACCAGCCCUCAGCAGCCAGCUCUGUCAACAAGGCUUCCACGGUGAACAAGAGGUUCUCCACCUACAACCAGAGUCCGCCUGACACACCGUCCCUGCGGGAACAGGCAUUCUAUAAUAUGCUGCGGCGCCAAGAGGAGCUGGAGAAUGGCACAGCCUGGUCCAUCUCCUCAGAGUCCUCAGAUGACUCCUCCAGCCCCCAGCUGUCCAGCAGUGCCCGCCAUGCCACACACAAGCCCAUCGUGCAGCCUGAGGUGCAGGCCUCCGCCCCUGCCAUCGAGAUCUCCUUCUCCCAGCAACCAGAGGAGGCUGACGCCGUGCUUGGGGCCAGUGGCAGCAGUGUCCCCUCUGCCGGGAGCCAGCCGGAGGAGCCAAGCAGCCGUAAGAAGGACACAGUGGCCAACGGGCAUGUGCCCUACUCCCGGACUCUGAGCCACAUCAGCGAGGCCAGUGUGGAUGCCACAAUGGAGGUCAAGACUGUGGAGAGCCCUUGGGAGCCUGCGCCCAGCACGGAGGACACAGGGAUGGGCAAGCAAGAUGCACACUCUCUACCUGGUGCUGCCGUGGCAGCUGCUGUGGCAAGGCAGGACAGGGCCACUGAGGCCAAGCCUCGUGCCUCCGUGGCAUGGGCCACCUCCUGCGAGGAGGAGGCUGGCAGUGCAGAGCCAGCGCAGAGCCAGGCACCAGCACAGAGUGACUAUGGCACCGGGACCCCCACAGCACUGGCACAAGCCUCUGCAGAAGAGAGGCCCACCCCAACCCCACCACUGCCCACCAGCACCCCUGAGGUGCCACGGGGGAAGAUGGUGGAUUCAGGUCUGGAGGAGGCAAUUGGCCUCCUGGGCUCAGCUCUGGAUGACUAUCGGGGACAGUUCCCGGAGCUGCAGCCCCUCGAACGGGAGCUCAAACGUCUGGAGGAGAUGCUGCUGCACAAGCAAGGCGUCUUCCUCAGCCGGGCCUCCAGCAUCAGCCUGACAGUGGAGCAUGCACUGGAGAGCUUCAGCUUCCUCAACACCUCUGACAUGGAGGACUCAGAAGGCUCUGAGGAGGAGCCUCUCCAAGAUGAGAGGAGGGCUGGCAGACCCCUGCGCAGCACCAGAGCCCCCAGCGCUGGCGAGAUGGGGGCAGAUGACACCGGAAUGUGCAGUGGUUCUGAGGCCAGCACUGACCCCAUGAGCACUGGCAAUGAGUUCCUGGAUAAGGCUCUGGUGCUUCACCUCAACAACUGCAACCGCCUGCUGCUGAAGCUGGGCACCUUCGGUCCCCUGCGGUGCCAGGAGAUGUAUGCCCUGGACAGGCUGCUGCGGGAGUCCCAGGUGCUGGAGAUCGUGUGCCAGCUGACAGAGGAGCGCGCAGGAGCAGCCACCUCAGCUGCUGAUGUGGUGCAGUUCUCAACACGGAAGGAGGGCGUGCUGCCCCUUUGGGACCUCUGUGUGGAAGUGCCCAACAUCUACACCUGCCCUGUGGAGCGGUUCCUGCAGGUGCUCAGUGCCCAGUAUGCAGCUCCCAUCAGCGAGCAGCACCCCGGUUUGGCUGAUAUUGUGUGUGUGAAACUGGUGGAGGACGUGCUGAACCGGCGGCUGCCCCGGCGGCCCGGCAGUGCCCAGAGCGAGCAGGUCACCAUCUUCCAGUACUGGAGCCACUUUGAGUCACUCGGUGCCCUCGUGCUUGACACCUACAUGAUGGAGCUGGCAGAGGAAGCACUGCUGGCACAGAACCUCAACUCGGACGACCAGGACGUGGUGCUGCGUGCCCUGAAGCGCAUGCCCGAGGGCCGCCUGAAGAAGGAGGGACUGAAGGCGCUGAGCCUGCUCCUCGUGGAGGGCAACAGCAAGGUGGUGAGCGCUGUGUCAGCCCAGCUCCGCAGCCUGGCAGAAAACCCCCGCUUCCGCCAACGGGCCCUCGUGUGUUUCUUGGAGCAGCUGGAGGAUGAGGAGGUGCAGACACGUGUGGCAGGGUGUGCGGCGCUGGGCUGCUUGAAGGCCAAGGAGAGCAUCGAGCAGUUGGUUUACCUGUGCCAAACCGACAAAGAGCCUGUGCGGGAGGCAGCCAAGCAGAGCCUGAUGCUGUGUGAUGGCCCUGAGAGAACCAUCUGAGUGUGUUUCUAGGCCUCCAGAUCGUGGCAGCUGCUGCACAGGGGAAGAUGGUAAAUCAGCUCACCGGCGACUGGAGGAGACCCUGGAUAGCCUCCCGCGGAUCUUUGCACCAGCCAGCAUGGCCAGUACAGCUUUCUGAGACCCACGCACACCCGCCUGCCACCCCUGAGGGCAAAGGCACUGCUGGGCCACCCGGGCUUGCACGGACUGGGGACCCGGCAGCUCCGCUCCCGGCAGCACACCACAGUAUUACCCCGCCUGCUGGCAGCUCGCCAUGGCUGCACACUGCCUUACGGAGCACCGCUUCCCUGUCCCUGGCCACCGGCCCCACGGGUGUCACCUCCACACCACUGGGCAGGGGGCUCGCUGCACAUCCCACCCUCUGAUCGCUAUUUAAAGUACCCAGGGAGUCCACCCUUCCUGCCCCCCUCGUCCACUCCAGCUGCCAGGACUGGGGUGGCGGGAGAGGUACUGGAUUGCUCUGCCUCCUCUUGCCUUCCUCUCGCUCGAGGGCACGCGCCCUGUCCCGGAAGGACCUGCACUUUGGAAACCUUGCUGUUUCUUUCCAGGAGCUGCCAGGGCCAUGGGGACUGCUGCCCUCUGCCACCUGCAGUCCCCGGGACUUAAAUAAAAUGAAAUAUAAGAUAUUAAUAUAUUCUGCUGGCGUUUCUUCUUUCCAGCUCCACGUGCUCCUGUCCCUCCCUGGCUUGUGGCUGUAGGGGGUGUAGUGAGAUGUGGCCUCAGCCCAGAGCCUUUCCUGGCCUGUUGGAAAGUGCUGUGGAGGGCAGGGGCAGGAGGAGCGAUAGAGGGAUGGACAGACGGAUGGACAGAAGCUGCCACCUUUUUGUUUGUUUUGUUUUAUUUUAUUUUUUAUUUACAGAUUUUUGCAGAAAAACAAAAGCAAAAAAUUCUUUUCUAUAUUGUCUCUAUAAAUCUAUAUAUAAUGUAAUUACAGAGAAUGACUAAUUUUGAUUUUAAAGCAGAAAUAAAAACCUUUAAAGAG
Messenger RNA from Zonotrichia albicollis (white-throated sparrow), 4237 nucleotides. The record is from RefSeq and is a predicted model, not a curated record. Lineage: Eukaryota; Metazoa; Chordata; Aves; Passeriformes; Passerellidae.